Molecule: messenger RNA, 1644 nt
Organism: Rhizophagus irregularis DAOM 181602=DAOM 197198
Lineage: Eukaryota; Fungi; Glomeromycota; Glomeromycetes; Glomerales; Glomeraceae
Source: RefSeq, a predicted model, not a curated record
AUGGCGUGUUCAAAAAUUUCUCCAGGAGAUAUACCUGAAAUAACAAGUAAAAUCAUACAAUAUUUACAGAAUGAUUAUUUAGCACUACAUUCAUGUAUUUUUGUCAAUAGAUUAUGGUGUCGUAUAGCAAUUCCAUUAUUAUGGGAAGACCCGUUUUCAAAAAAAGUGAAUCUUCCUAAAAACCAUAAUAUUUUCGAAAUUUCCUUACACAAAUUAAAUGAAAAUGAUAAAGCACAAUUAAACACAUAUGGAAUUAAUAAUGAAUCGUUCUCUUUGAAUACAUUAUUUAAUUAUCCUAGUUUUAUUAAAUGUUUAAAUACAUUUUCAUUUGUUUAUUCUAUUAAAAAAUGGAUUGGAACUUUAUCUAUUAGCAAUCAAUCUACACAAUUUUCGAAUUUAUUAAACUUUACUCCUUUGCUAUUAUUUAAAAUAUUUAUUCAAAAUAAAGUUAACUUACAUACCUUUGAAGUUGAGAUUUCCAGUACUAUAAAGAUUACAAAUAGUGAAUGUUUAAAUUCUAUUAUCAGAUUAAUCCUAAGAAAUCCAACCUUUAUUUAUAAUAUUAAAAAUUUUAAGUUUCAUCUUAAUAAUGCAAUUUUUAAUAUUGACCUUUUAAACUACUUAUAUUCUCAUUGUAAUUCAAUUUCAACACUUCAUUGUCAAAAAAAUAUUCAUCAUAAAACUUUUAUAACUGAAAAAUAUCUGACAAAAAUUAUUAAUCCACAACAAAAUCUUAAAAGAAUUUUGUUUGAGGAGAGAGCAUAUCCUUUAACCAUCUUAAUGAAUUCUAAUUGUGCAAAUACUUUAAAAUCCAUUGUAUUCUACAAAAUUAAUUUUUUAGAUAUCCAUUAUUUAAAAGAAGUAUUUGAGCAAUUAAAUGUUUUAGAUUCUAUUCAUUUCAUUUAUUGUUCUUUUUUAUAUUCCAUAAUUUCUCAAAUUGAUAGUUUAACCAAACCAUUUAAGUUAAGAUCUUUGUUUGUUAAUGAAAUGCACACAAUUGAUUCUUUAAAAUUAUUGUUAGAAAAAUCUGGUGAUUAUUUAGAAAAUAUUGGAAUUAAAUCAAUAACUUAUAAAUUACAACAUCAAUUUAUUGAAUUUAUUAAAAUUUAUUGUACAAAAAUUAAAUAUUUUGAAUUACUUGAAUUUGAUAAUCAAAAUGUCCAUCCAGCAUUUGAUUUGAUUAAAAAUGUUAAUCAAAAUCUUAGUUAUAUUUCUAUUGAUUUUUGUCAAUUUAAUUAUUCUCAAUUAACUUAUGAUAUUGAACUUAGUUCAAUUAUAUUACAAAAAUUAGGACAAAUUCUUCCUCAUAGAUUAGAAUAUUUAAAUUUGGCUCUUAAGUUUGAAAUAAAUAAUAUAGAAAUAUUUUUUAAAAAUUCUCAAAAUACUUUUAUUAGAAAAUUGUUAAUUAAAAAUAAGAUUUAUGGUGAAAGUCAAGAUAUUUUACCUUGUAUUAAAGAAUAUAUUAUGAAAGAAAAAAGGGUUAGAUAUUUAGCUAUAGAAGAUGUUUUCUCUAAUGGAAUAAGGAAAAAUCUGUUUACUUUGAAAAAUGAAGUAAAGGAGUUUCAAUUACAUAAUAUUGAAGUUUAUAAUUAUAACGAUUUAUUUAUUAAGAAUUAUGAUUAUAUAAAGGAAAUGGAUUAUUAA